Agrilus planipennis (emerald ash borer) is the source of this 532-nucleotide messenger RNA. RefSeq lists its product as uncharacterized. The transcript has 4 exons. Lineage: Eukaryota; Metazoa; Arthropoda; Insecta; Coleoptera; Buprestidae. The annotation marks the transcript as partial. The record is from RefSeq and is a predicted model, not a curated record.
AAGAAUUGUUUGUCAGUACAGCAUUCUGAGCAGUCUUACAGCUCCUAAGAAAAUACGAAAACUACAUACAAUCAGCAUCAUGAAAACCGCUGUGUUCUUUGGACUUUUGACUUGCCUUAGCUUAGUCAACGCAAGAGUGGCCGUGUUGGAUUCCUCAUUUAACUCUACUGUGGAAGAAAUUAGGAAAGUGUUGGAACAAUUUGAUCCAGCAACAGUUAAGGAUGUGUCUUUCACUUUGCUUAACCAGAUCACCUUUACUCUUAAAUCCGCUUCGCUUUCCAAAUUCUCUAAUUUCGCUUUUACAACAUUAUCAAAUGAUGGCGAAAACAUUAGGGCCAAAUUCAGUCAUCCAGAAGUUGAUGCUGUUAUAGACAGUCUUAAAAUCAGUAGCAAACUGCUGGGAAUUGAUGCUGGUGUUCCCAAUCUAGAAGCAUCAAUGGGAGGAUUAACCAUUGACGUAUCUCUUUCGUACUCUACUACACCUCUCAGAUUAACAUCCCUUAGCGCAUUGGCUCAAAUUGGAGAUGCAUCU